This is a messenger RNA of Fonsecaea nubica, 3813 nucleotides long. RefSeq lists its product as hypothetical. The record is from RefSeq and is a predicted model, not a curated record. Gene Ontology annotation, biological process: phosphate ion transport; polyphosphate metabolic process; monoatomic anion transmembrane transport. Gene Ontology annotation, molecular function: phosphate transmembrane transporter activity; hydrolase activity. Lineage: Eukaryota; Fungi; Ascomycota; Eurotiomycetes; Chaetothyriales; Herpotrichiellaceae. The transcript is spliced from 6 exons. Gene Ontology annotation, cellular component: membrane. The coding region runs from base 1 to 3813 and encodes 1270 amino acids.
AUGAAAGAACCGCCCAAGCUCUCGGCGGGAGACUACUUCUCCUUGCUCUACACCGUGACUCGUGCUGUGGGCACAUUGACCUUCGCUACCCUCACGGGCUGGUCGAGAGGCGAGGAUUGUCCGCGGGACUACAAGCGGCAUGUCAUCUACAGCACUUGUCGGACGUUGUUUGCGCACUUGUCGGUCAAGCAGAUGCAGGCCCUACAGCCGACCACGAGCGCGGGUUACACGGCUUUUGCGAAGAAGCAGAAGUUCGACCCCGAGAUUGUAGAGCUGGACGACGGUGCCUUGGGGUGCUUCAUGGGGCCCAAGACGGCGAAGAAGACGCUCGUGUGGUUCCAUGGUGGAGGAUACACCUUCCCAGCGGCCGAUCCGCACUGGGCCAUGCUCUGGGAUUUCAUCGAGCUGGCUAAAAAGAACGACGAGCAGCUUCGAGUCAUGGUUCUAGAGUAUGAACUCACUCCCCAUGGCUAUUACCCGUUGCAACUCAAGCAGGCCGUCGCGGGGAUCAAGCAUCUUUUGGAUUCAGGGCUGAAGCCGUCACAGAUUCUGUUUGGCGGUGAUUCAGCUGGAGGUAACCUCGCUGCAGCGCUGAUCGGUCAUCUCUCGCAUCCUCACCCUGGCGUAUCCCCCAUCUCCAUCUCCAGUAAUCUGGGAGGGGCGCUCUUGGUCUCUCCUUGGGCCUCGUUCACACAAGAGCGGGAGUCCUGGAAGAAGAACUUCAAAAAGGACGCACUGGUCCCCGUAACAGUGAAAGUCUGGUCCGACAACUUCAUGGUCAAAUCACCGGUAGACAACUGGAACCAACCGGCAGAAGCGCCGGCCGACUGGUGGAAAGACAUCAAGGUGGACAAUGUGGCCAUCGUGGGAGGGGAGAAUGAGGUUCUCAUCGACGACAUCCGGGAACUCGUAGAGAAGAUGAAGGUGCAUAAUCCUACACUCGAGUACCUGGAAGGCCCCAGCGAAGCGCAUGAUUCCAUAGUAAUGGAUAGAUCAUUUGGGUUGAAGGACGAGUUGGCAUCGGAGCAGUUCAUCCACAAGUGGUCCGAAUCACUCGAUCCUACUGCAGCCGGCGGGCCCGCCAUCGAACUUGCGACCUUUGCCGGCGCCGAAUCCUCGAACAGAGAAAGAUACAAGGAUAGAGAGCGGGAGGCAAGACAGUCGCAGAGACGGCUCCUCAAACUCGAAGAACUCGCCGAACGAGACGACGAGAUGAAGUUCUCCCACAGCAUUCAGUUCAACGCUGUUCCGGACUGGAGCAGCAACUACAUAUCCUAUAGCAACCUCAAGAAACUCAUCUACACCCUCGAGAAACAGAUCAACCGGCCGGUGGGCGAGACCCAGCCCCAAGAUGAAGAACACACCUCUCUGCUGGGCGGCACGCUCGAUCCGGACACUACAUUCAAGCGCAUGCUGGACUCGGAGUUGGACAAGGUCUGCUCCUUUUACAGGUUGAAAGAGCUGGAGAUCUUUGGCGAACUGGACCAGUUGUUGAAAGAUGUCGAGGCCUACAAGGUCGACACGCGCGAUGUGGACAUGGACGAAGUUGUGGAAGCGGAGAAUCGUCGGAAGACCGUGCGCUCAAACAGCAUAUUCAAUGUCCCUUUCCGUCGACGGAGAAGGGCUUCGACGAUGAGUGUGAGCUUGGAGGAACCCGAGGGCGUGGAUGACAGCGAUAGCGACGCUGAAGACAGUGCCGCGAUGAUCAGGAAGCCGACAUCGUCGAACCGGCCAAGGAGUAAGAGCACUUGGAACACAGAUGGAUCGGACCACUCUGCCCUGGCUGAGUCCCGCGAAGACCUACGAGCACCGGACUCGCCCGUGUUUCUUAGGAGGAGACCGAGCUUGGCCAUGGAACUCGAGGCCUCCGACCCCGGCCAUCUAUCGUCGUUGUACGAUUCGGGAAUUAAUUUGAAAAAGCGCAUCAUCAGCACCUACGUGUCGUUAUGUGAGUUGAAGUCCUUCAUCCAACUCAACCACACCGGCUUUAAGAAAGCGGCCAAGAAAUACGACAAGGUGUGCAACCGAGAUAUUCGAAAGGACUACAUGGAGAAGUCGGUCAACCCGUCCUACCCGUUUCAGGAGAAGACCAUGUUUCAUCUGGAUGAGAAUAUCGCAAGGGUGGAAAAGGCCUACGCCGAGGUCGUCACCAAGGGCGACCAGAGCAUGGCCCGAAGAGAGCUUCGACUCCAUCUCCGUGAGCAUGUCGUAUGGGAGCGAAACACGGUCUGGCGAGAGAUGAUUGGUAUCGAGCGGAAAGCUCAAGCGGCCAACUUUGGUAUCAGGCAGACCUUGCUGGGCGGAGUACAGGACCCGUCAAAGGCACGACUGCAGGGUGACCGAGAAGCUAUCGACACAAAGGAAAUCGUUACUCCUGUGGGUCGAUACAGGUGCCCGAAGUGGUUGUUCAGUGGCACCUUGUUCACUCUUCUCGCUAUUCUGGCAGUUUUCCUGGUUCUGCUGUACAUCCCGAUCAUGAAGAGUCCAGAACAGCAAAAUUGCUUGGCCAUGCUGGUUUUUGUGUCGUUGCUGUGGGCGACUGAGGUGAUUCCCCUCUUUGUCACCUCUCUGCUGAUCCCUUUUCUGGUGGUUGUCCUUCGAAUCAUGCGAUCAGAUGACAAACCCCAUCAUCGACUGAACUCCAAGGAUGCGACCAAGGCCGUCUUCGCGGCCAUGUGGACACCGGUCAUUAUGUUAUUGCUCGGCGGCUUCACCAUUGCGGCGGCAUUGUCGAAAUACCACAUUGCAAAGAUGAUGGCAACGUUUGUGCUCAGCAAAGCCGGGACGAAGGCCCGCAACGUGCUCAUCACGAACAUGUUUGUCGGUAUGUUCUUGAGCAUGUGGAUCUCCAAUGUCGCUGCGCCUGUGCUGUGCUUCAGCAUCAUUCAACCCAUAUUGCGGAAUCUACCAUCGGAUAGCAAUAUGUCCAAAGCAUUGAUUCUGGGAAUCGCCCUGGCGUCAAACAUCGGCGGCGCUGCUUCGCCUAUUGCCUCACCGCAGAACAUUAUCGCGCUGCAGAACAUGAAGCCUCCGCCGAGCUGGGGGAUCUGGUUCUUCAUUGCUUUGCCCGUGUGCAUUCUCAGCAUCAUCCUGAUCUGGCUUUUGCUGGUUGUCAGCUUUAAACCUGGCAAAGGGACCACCAUCGUGCCUAUCCGACCGAUGAAGGACAAGCUUAAUGGUGUGCAGUAUUUCAUCAUCCUGGUCACGCUGAUCACCAUUGUCCUGUGGUGUGCUUCUCAUCAACUAGAAAGCGUGUUUGGGGAUAUGGGUGUUAUUGCCAUUAUUCCUCUUGUCUUGUUCUUCGGCACGGGCAUUCUGACCAAAGAAGACUUCAAUAACUUCUUAUGGACGAUCAUCAUCCUCGCCGCGGGAGGUCUUUCUCUGGGCCGCGCAGUCUCCUCAUCGGGGCUGCUCCAUUCAAUUGCCAGGGGUAUCACAGAACGGGUGGACAAUCUGUCCAUUUAUGGAGUCCUCGUGGUCUUUGCGGCACUGGUGCUUGUGGUUGCUACAUUCAUCAGCCAUACUGUGGCGGCACUGAUCAUCCUGCCGCUAGUAGCACAGGUGGGCGAGAGCAUGAAGGAGCCACACCCGAAUUUGUUGGUUAUGGGUGCGGCGUUGAUGUGCUCGGCGGCGAUGGGGUUGCCUACGUCCGGGUUUCCGAAUAUGACUGCAAUCAUGAUGGAGGUGCCCGAAACAGGGGUGCGGUAUCUUCGAGUGCAACAUUUCUUGACCCGCGGCGUCCCAGCAUCUGUGAUUACAUUUGCUAUUGUGAUUACUGUCGGGUAUGGUUUGAUGAUUGCCGCCGGCCUUUGA